AUGUGGAGAAGUAUGCUGAGAUUGGUUUCGCCGCCGUUGCGCAGGACCUCCGCGGCGGGCCUUGUACGCCACCAUCACACAAUCCGGUCUACACAGAUGCUGAUGGACUUUAUCAAUGGUAGGACGGCGAAAGACGAGCCAAAAGGUCCGUUUUCAGAGACCCCACGGAGCGUUUCUGCCAUACUCGAGUCGAAGUACUCCUCGUCGCCGUACUAUCGAAUAGGCGCGUCCCUGGCCUCCAGCUCCUCGGGCAGCAUCCAAGACACUCUGCUAAGUCUAACCCAUGCCUCAGACAAUACAGGAUACCACAAAAACUUGCAAAAGCUGACGGACGAGGAGUCUGUUCUGAGUCUGCUGCUUCAUUGCAUGAUUUCUGCUGUCGAUCCCCGGUACAAAAACGCGCCUGCAGAGACACUGGCGCUCUCAUUUCGGGGUGGAGUCCGGCCCGUGCCGCUAUCGGUGGCAAAAUCUACUCUGGAAGCGUUUGUUUUCCGCCAACACUGGCCCGCCAUCAGCUCCAGCGAGUCGACGCUGAUCGCGUUCCAGCUGCUAAAGCAGAAACUCAACCAGACAAGGGGCUGGCAGACUGCCGCUCAGUCUGACGACGAUGUGCUGAACUGGAUAAACAGCAUAUUUGCGCCCACUCUGUACCGCUCCGUGUACGCUCUGAAAAACGCAUCCAAAGUGCCUGUCCCGGUGAUAUACGACAUUCUGCUCCGCCAGCCGCAAAACAGGCAGGAGUUCUACUCGCUGCUCGAGCUCUACAGGCACUGGGGGCAAGAUGUGGCUCUUCUGGACCAGGAAAAGUGGUGGUACUGCAGCCAGUUGCAGGAACCUACAGAUCCUCUGUUUAACCGGAAACUGCUGCUGCCGCCGGCAUUUUCAAACCUCUACUUGUUUGCGCUCCGCGAGGCACCGGACGCGCUUGAGACCAUACUGGACGUCUUUCUUUUGAGCAACUCGCCCGAGCUUGUCCCGCAAAUUAGGGAAAUCCUAUGGCGGACCGCCCUGGACGUAUCCGGCGAAAAUAAUGGCUGGCCCUGCAAACACUACUACGCAGCGCAGUCGAAGCUGAUCGCGGCGAUCAACAAGGCGAACAGAGAAUCAGAGAGCGAUCUGAUCGAUUGCAACAUCAUGCUUGCUGCGUCGGUGGUCUCGUACUUUAGCGACCGCGAUAAAGCUUACCAGCUAUUCAAGGCAGCACAGGCCAAAUUCGACCGGUGGCAGCUGGACUCGUUUGACAUCGACGGAUUCGAGCGCGUGCUGAGCCAGCCGAGGUCGUCGCCGUCGCACACAAUCGAGGAACUGCGCAGGCUGCGCACGGACUUCAACGUCAAGUCGCUCUGCACGUCCAUUCUUCUUAUCCAAGCCCAGGAUGGACGGUACUGGGGCAGCGAGUUCGCCGACCAGCUCGUCUCUCUCAUGGCGUCGCUUGACAGCAAGCUGAGAGACCGGUAUCCGGAGAUAUGGCUUUUUGUCAUCUACAAGAUCUUCACCACAAAUGUGUCUCUCAACCGUCACCAAAAAAUAUGGAACCAUUUUGCUGCGAGAGGGAGCUCUGACCCGAACCCCAGAGCAGUGGACAUACUCAUAGACAACAUACCGUCGCGAAGCAGCGUGGAGCAACUGCUGGAGGCCGGCGAUUUUGCUCUGGACAACAUCAACCUUGCUCACUUUGUUGCUAAGCUGUAUCUUUUCAGUAAGUUGCGUGUGCCUCGGAGAAAAGUCGGACCAGUUCGAGAGAAGAAUUUAGUCGACCGCUACGAGCGUGAGUGCGAUACCAUAAUCGAGGAGCGUGCUUCGCGCCAGAAUCUGUCGGUUGGGGUAUUUGAAACGCCUGUCGAGCUGGCGCGCGCACUUUUCGAGCAGGACCACAGCUCGCGGCAAAUGGUAGCCAAGCACCUAGUGGGCGAGUGUCUGAUCGAUCCUGCCGGCGCCCACACCAGAUAUCAACAAUUCCUUGACGACAACAGUCCGCUUGCCCUGUCGUCGCUGUUUCUGGCCGCGCUAAGGCUUCGCGAGCUGCGAACCUACGACUCCGUUGUCUGGGACGAUAAAACACCUCUAGAUUUUGCUAUACAAGAGUUCGACCUCAGAACCAACCGCGCGUACAAGGACAACCCCGAUCUGAUGUACCCUACAGAGAAUCUUCUGCUGGUUUAUAUAAAAGCCUUGGGCGAGUUUGAAAGGCGCGCCGAGCUCACAUCGCUAAUAUGGAGACUGGUGGAUCUGCGGUUUCCAAUGAUUGCGGAGCUGUUCGAAGCGUAUCUCUCAUACUUUUCUGAAAGUGAUGCCAAACAGCUGGUCCACGGACUCAAUCAGUAUGCUGAGUAUAGGGCGUCACUGGCUGACGUACGCACAGAAGGGGAGUUGGCGAGACUGAAGCAAAGCCGCCCUGUCGAAUUCAGCGACGGCAGUUUCUCCAAGUUCCUCGAUGCACUGGAUAUUAACUGGGACAUUAUAAAAUGGUGGGAGUGGCCAGAAAAAAGUCAAACCUGA
Molecule: messenger RNA, 2499 nt
Organism: Ogataea haglerorum
Lineage: Eukaryota; Fungi; Ascomycota; Pichiomycetes; Pichiales; Pichiaceae
Exons: 1
Coding region: 1-2499 (832 amino acids)
Source: RefSeq, a predicted model, not a curated record